This is a messenger RNA of Syngnathoides biaculeatus (alligator pipefish), 1045 nucleotides long. It is a transcript of the gene sptssa, whose product is annotated as serine palmitoyltransferase, small subunit A. The transcript is spliced from 2 exons. NCBI's taxonomy places the organism in Eukaryota, Metazoa, Chordata, Actinopteri, Syngnathiformes, Syngnathidae. Bases 657 to 863 code for a protein of 68 amino acids. Gene Ontology annotation, molecular function: serine C-palmitoyltransferase activity. The record is from RefSeq and is a predicted model, not a curated record. Gene Ontology annotation, cellular component: serine palmitoyltransferase complex. Gene Ontology annotation, biological process: ceramide biosynthetic process.
AGUGUGUGUGUGUUUUUUUUUUUUUUAAAGGUCUGAGCAAAGAUUUCUAAUUUUCAUUUUCACUUAUGACGUAUUGUGAGGUGGCUUCGUUAAGUUCAAUUCUCAUAGAAAAGGCCUUUUAAAAAAAAUGACAUUUCUUUUUGACUUUCUAGAUAUUUUGUGUCAAGCUAAAGUUUAAAAGUCAAUGAAGUGUCAUAAGUGUAUACAAACUAGUCCCGAUUGUGAAAGUGAAUACAUAAAUUGUUGCUGACUGAGGAUACAAAAUAUUUUCCCUUUCACACUACAUACAAACUGGGACGUUACUGGUCUUAAAACAAUGAUUAUUAUUUUGAACUGAUGACAGCUCAUGGUCAUGAUGUUGAAUUGGUCAGCCCCAUGGAAAGCGUGUCGAGUGUUAAUGCUCAUGCUUUGAUGAUAGAAACGUGUAUCAGCGCAAAGAAUCUUCCGAUUUAAAACAAAACAAAAAAAGGGCGUCGUCAGUCUCGGUUUCUGGAUCAUAUCCGCCAUAUUAAUUUAAUAGGGCGGAGCCUCGCCCACAUCUCCGUUCCAUUGGUCGUUGUGACGUCACUGGCAAAUCGGAAGCGCCUCCGGGAAGUCGAGCGCGAGUCCGCAGCGCCGCAGCUAGCUUUAGCCGUUAGCUGGCAGAAGUUUGCGACAUGGCUCUCGGCGACUGCUGGAAGAAUUUGUCGUGGUUCUACCGCCAGUACCUUCUGGUGACGGCUCUUUACAUGCUGGAGCCGUGGGAGAGGACCGUCUUUAACUCUCUGCUGGUCAGCGUGGCGGCCAUGGCGGUGUACACGGGCUACGUGUUCAUGCCGCAGCACAUCAUGGCCAUCCUGCGCUACUUCCAGAUGGUCCAGUGACGGCCACGGCCACGUCCACGGCGGCGUUUCAGCCUCGAGCAACGUGGACGCUUUGGGUGGAGCCUCCCUCGGAAGGAAACUUUCAACUUUUUCUUCCCUCCAUUAAAGUUGGGGGAUGUCGUCGUCUUUCGUCCCAGUUGUUUGUAUUUAUUGCACAAAUAAAGGUCGCUCAUCCUCCCCAA